UUCACCUGCUGGGCGGUGCGGGCGGGGCGGGGCCCACCGGGAGUCGCGAGGAGGGGAGUUGCCGGUGCGGGUUGCCCGCCGCGCCAUGGAGCCGCCGCUGGUCGUGUCGGUGUUCCUCGUGCUGCUCUGCUUCGCAGGUCUAACAAGAAGCUUAAGCAUAACUUCCACUGACCAAUCAAUGUUUGAAAAAGCACAAGGAGAGAAAGUUACGUUGCCGUGUACUUUUGUACUCUCAGAAGAAGAUGAAGGCCCGCUAGAUAUUGAAUGGGUGUUGAUACCAGCAGAUAAUCAAAAGAAGGAACAAAUAAUAAUUAUGUAUGCCGUAGACAGGAUUUAUAAUCAUUAUUAUGCUGCUAUGAAUGAGCGGAUGCAGUUUACUAAUCCGGAUCCCAGAUCUGGUGAUGGUUCAUUGGAUAUACUGAAUUUAAAGGCAUCAGACACUGGCACGUACCAGUGCAAAGUGAAGAAGGCUCCUGGAGUUCAAAGCCAAAAAAUACAGUUGACUGUACUUGUAAAGCCAGCAAGGACUAAAUGUUCCAUUGAAGGAUCACACGAGAUUGGAAAAGAUGUUAUCUUGAAAUGUGCAUCACAAGAAGGAUCCCCACUUUUGUCUUACGACUGGAGAAGAGUAUCUGGCACACAGGAACUUCCUGCCACUUCCAUGCUGAAUAAAAAUACAGGGGAACUUCUCUUGAAAAAUGCCUCUCAAGACUAUUCUGGUACAUACAGUUGUGUGGCCUCAAACAGAGUUGGCACGGAUGAAUGUUCUGUUCAGCUGAAUGUCACCCCUCCUAUAAAUACAGCUGGUAUAAUUGCUGGAGCUAUUAUAGGAACUCUGCUGGGUCUUUUUAUACUGGCUUUUCUCAUCUUCUGUUGCUGUAAGAAACAUAGAGAGAAGAAAUAUGAGAAAGAAGUACACCACGAAAUCAGAGAAGAUGUUCCACCUCCAAAAAGUCGCAGUUCAACAGCCCGCAGCUACAUAGGCAGCAAUCGUUCUUCUCUGGGUUCAAUGUCUCCCUCAAAUAUGGAAGGAUAUACCAAAACUCCAUAUAGCCAAGUCCCAAGUGAAGACUUUGAACGCGCUCCUGGUCAAAACCCAACCUUUGCAUCUUCAAAGGUAGCUGCACCUAAUUUAAGUAGAAUGGGAGCUGUUCCAGUGAUGAUUCCGGCACAAAGCAAAGAUGGGUCCAUAGUAUAAAAUAUUACUAAUUUAAAUGCUCUUUUUAAAGUGUUCAUUGUAAGUAUUAGAGAAACUACCAUGUCCAUCCCUCAUUUAAAAAAUGGCAUGCAACUUUCCUUGAAGAAAAUUAACAAGUUAGUUUGAAAAGCCAUGAAUUCUUUUAAUUUGAAACUUAGGAGUAUAUGAUAGUUGAACUAUUUGCUAAAAGCAUUGAAGUUCCUAAAUAAAUAUCAGACACUGAAGGUAUUUGGACCUCUGAUAGGUUGCUGAAGAGACACUGUCAGCUGAUGUGCCGUUCUGAAUAUGUAACAGCGAGACACAAGUGAGAAGUAACAAAAGCAUUUCAUAUGUAGGCCAUGAAGUUUCUCAGAGUUCCUGAAACUUUACCCUCAAUUUUGGAAUAGCAGAAGUAUUUUAGCUUGGCCACUCUCUGGUUGUAGAAGGCUGAAAUACUGAGGAUGACUUUGAAUUCUGUUCAGACUCUGAAUAUUUAUGCAGUUCUUUAACCUGGUAAUGUUUGUUUGGAGCACUUCUUGAGCUCUUAUUUCAGGGGCUGCCAGUUAUUGGAUUGGUUCACUUAAUUUAAUGAAUCUAUUCUGAAUUUAAAAUUUCUGUGAGUAGAAACGUGACAGAAGACUUUGCAAGCUCUUUGAAACAUGAAUUUUUCUGUAAUAACUAGUUUUAGUUACGUCAGAUAACAAGAGGUCCUAUUGGGUUGUUGGUAAUGGUAUCUAAGCUUUGAAAGCUAUAGAUCCAACUUUUGCUGUCACAGGAAGAACGAAUAUGCAUCUCUAGACAUAUACAGGUCUUAAGUUAAUUUUACCUUGUAUUUUCCAAAGCCUGUUUAGAUUCUAAGGCAGUGCUCUUACUUAUUUCCAAACCAGUUACCUAGAAGCUCCAUGGGGUUUUAAUGAAAGCUGUCAAAUAACUGGUAUUUGCUAUCUGUCCUCUUGCUCUAACAUCACUUUGGAAAAAUCUUUUCCCAUAUACACGUAAGCAGUUGUUAUCCUUUAGUUAAGAUGCUAAUGUCUUUCUGUAUGAAUUUGCAAGUUUAAAGCUCCUUUCUUCUUGCUUCUUCAAUAGCCCUAAGUAUUCUUAUUAACAGACAUUUAGACUUUUAAGAGCAAGAGUUUCAUGCAACCAGAAUCUGAGAGGAAAUAGUUAUCCAGAAUUGUUGAUACAAAUCUCAUGUUUAAAGACUAAAACCCUUUAUUCCCGGUUUUGCAAACUUAAACUCAUCCUGUGCUGGGGGGUGGGAGGGGAAGUCCCUUCAGCUUGUUCUAGCUACAGAUGUUAAAAACUGCAAGGUAUUUUGAAAAACUCUACAGGCAAUUAGUAUGUGGCACUGAUGUUGAAGGAAAUCUCUGAAUAGCCUGCUGAAAGAUGUUAGGAUUAUUUGUAUGUAGCAAGAGUGUGAGGAAAAAAAUAUUUCCCCAAACUUCUAGGUUUAGUGCCUGCUUUUUUGUAGCUGCUUAUAGAUCUGUGAUAAAUUCUUUGGCUUACUACUAAAUGUUUGUCCUAUCUGUAGUUAGGUGCACAAUUUUUGGCUAGCACUACUGAUGUAAAGAACAUACCCUUCAUACUGAAUUUAGAAACUUGAAUGGCUAUUAAGUAUUCUAGACUUAGUUUUACACAUUUGGGACUUUUUUAUAUUGUAAACUGAUACUGUUAGAGACCAGGUUUUUUUAUCUUUCAUGUGUGCCUUUUCAAUAAACUUUACCUGAUUGUAACUUCUGAUUUUAUAAAAUUUCUGGUGCCUAAAUUUACUGCUUGGACAGGUGCUUAGAUGAUGGUACAGUUCUUAAAACAUGACACUGUGAGCUGAUUUCUUGAUUCUUGUGUACUAUUCAUAUCUCUUCAUGCCUAUUUUUGGAUGUGACUUCAGUGGCUCUCUCUGUAUUGUUCUAUAUUUCAAAAUGUCAGUUACUCCUUCAACUGCUAAUUAUCAUCUAAGUGUUUAUAUUCCUGAAAACUGUUCAGUUGUUGUACCAGUGUGAUGGAUGAUUGACUUUUACUUGUGUGGUAAAUAAUAGGUUUAGUAACUGUGCCAAACACAUGCUUAUGAAGAACAAUAGAUGAGGAGACAUCUUCUUGCAUCCAAUUAUUGUGAUAGAAGAGACUUCCGAGAUUUUAAUCAUACACUGAUUGUUUACGUUGAAACUAAGGCCUUCCUUAAUUAAAAGGGUAUAGUUAUUUUGAAUACAAGUUGAGUACAAAACUAAACUGAAUCACAGACUGAGAGAUAGCUAUAAACCUAAGCAACAAGGCAACAAACCUACUGAAUUUGGCUCUUAGCCAUCUGUGGACAUAUGUGAGAUUAGACGUGUGGUUUAGUUUUUUGUUUGUUUGCUUUUGGGUUUUGUUUUUGGUUGGUUGUGUUCUGUUUGUUUGGUUUGGGUUUUUUUUGGUUUGGCCUGAGACCCUGUGCUUUCCGUCAGGUAAGCCCUAGGACACUGCAGAACAGAAACUUAUCUCACUAAAGCAUACAGAGCAGAGUUUACGUAUGCUUAAUGCUCUGUCAGUUUGUACAAAAUAAUAAAUGGACAGAACAACAGAAGGACAGCGUGACGUGCCCUCAGAGCCUAGCUGUUAGGCUUAGCAGCCUUGACAGUGUCUGUCUAUUUAUGUAAUUGCAUGGAAAAAAAAGAAAUGGAAUCUGACAUAGUCCUUAUCUGAAAUAAAGAACCUCUGACUUGGGGUAAGCUUUGCCUCAAGUUGGUAUCAUCGUGCCGUUUUCGAUGGAUCCAAGACUACUAUGAAAACAUAAUACUGCUAUUAUGAAUUAUUUCUUUAGUCAACAGAUUGUUCACUUACACUGAAUUGUGAUCCUCAAAAGCAGCUGCUAUAGUUUAGCAAAGACUUGUAGCUGUGUAGAUGAACUGUUUAAACACGUGAGGUGUCUGAUCUUGCAGAUAAUUCUGCUAACAGAACUCUUCUAGGAAGUAAUGGCAGCUGAUAUACCAGUUAGAAGGUGGCAUUUUAAAUGUCUAAUUUUAUUAAAAAAAAAAAAAAGGGGGGGGUGGGGUGGGGUGGUACCAUUAUGUAAAUACUCUCAGUGAACUCAAGAUCCCUCUAGUUAAUGUCAUGACUGUAAACUUGCCUGUUGAGGACUACUAUAUAUAGAAGAACCACCUCCAUUUUAGCAUGGUGUGAAUAAAGUGUUAGACUUGUAAUACUGUAGAGGUUAUGUAACACUUGUCCAUACAUUACAAGCGUUUUCAUAAACUUUCUAAAAUGGAUAUUUAAAGAUAUUUGUGUGAAACUUCCUUACCUAAAAACGAAUACUUCUUCCAAAACUGUGUAGUGCCCAGAACUGCCUUGUUGGAGGGGUAAAAAAUGACUUUUGAAAGAAAUGUACAAUGCAUACAUCUUUCUCAACUGAUAGUCGCAUUCGUGUUAGAUGUAUGCUUCCUGCUUAAUAGUGCAAGUAAGACUUCUUAAUUGCAAGUUUUUCUGUAAUGCUGAAUAUUGUAUAUUACUGCUUUCCAUGAUAGGCUUUUGGGUUUGUUCUUAACAGUGUAUAUUCUGGAUCACUUUAGAUCUUUGUUCCAGUCUAAAGACAUAAUACUAAUUGUCACUUAAACCUUGUUUUAUACACUUGAUAGGUGCUUUAUGGGACCUUUCGGUUAUUGGUCCUCUAGCAUUGAGGCACAGCUCAAUUGAAAUUGGAGCAAUAAUAUUUCCUGGAAUCCAAAAUGUUAUGAUGUUAUGUUAUGCUUCUCAUGCAUAAAGCAUGGACUUUGAAUAUUAAUAUGAAUUUCAGUAUGACAUUUUAUAUCCACACUUUUGGGGGAAUGGUAUUUUAAAAUACAAGUAUUGUGAGUGAAUUUGUAAAAACAAAAUCCAAAAUUUUAAAAUGCUGUAGUUCUGUGACAGACUUGUGUACUUUUUGAAAUAAAACUGUUGGAGAAAACAGUAGUCUGUCUUUAUUUUAAAGCAGCACUUGUGUAUAGCUUCAGCUUUCUCUUUAAGCAGUUGGAAAUGAACUAAUAAAUAUGGCUGUGUAUACCA
Molecule: messenger RNA, 5191 nt
Organism: Phalacrocorax carbo (great cormorant)
Lineage: Eukaryota; Metazoa; Chordata; Aves; Suliformes; Phalacrocoracidae
Source: RefSeq, a predicted model, not a curated record